This is a messenger RNA of Musca domestica (house fly), 4779 nucleotides long. It is a transcript of the gene glu, whose product is annotated as structural maintenance of chromosomes protein 4. The transcript is spliced from 6 exons. Gene Ontology annotation, cellular component: chromosome. The record is from RefSeq and is a predicted model, not a curated record. Gene Ontology annotation, biological process: mitotic chromosome condensation. Lineage: Eukaryota; Metazoa; Arthropoda; Insecta; Diptera; Muscidae. Gene Ontology annotation, molecular function: protein binding; ATP binding; ATP hydrolysis activity. The coding region runs from base 202 to 4611 and encodes 1469 amino acids.
UUUGCCCCGCUGUUGUGCUGUCAAACAUUUUUUGUUUGCAACAGAACACAACUAAAGGAAUUUUAAUUAAGCGAUGUAUUUUUUGUUUAAAUGACAAGAGACCUGAAAAAUAAGACAACAAAUUAAAAACAGACAAAUAUAAUUGUUUAGAAUAUUAAUGCAAUUGUAAAUUUAAGCAGUUAAGUGCAAAAAGGCGCAAUUAUGGCAACACGACGGAGGCCACCAUUGACCCAGGAAAAUGAUGAUAGACGCCGCAGUAGUUUAGGUAAUAAACAAUCGACUAGUGGAGGUGCUGGAACAAAAACUCCCCUGAGAACACCCCAGAAGCAGCAGCAACAGACUCAGCCACCAGUACAGGAUGUGGAAAUGACAGAACAGCCCAUGGCGGGCGAUGCUUUGGAUGACGCCAAUAUGUCAGAUGAUGAAGAAGGUGGAACACGUAUUGGUGAUAUUUAUAUACCGCCACCUAUACCCCCAUACUGUUCCACAGAAAGCAAAGGGCCACGAUUGAUUAUUAAGAAAAUUGAAAAUUUCAAUUUUAAAAGUUAUGCAGGCAAAGUUGUGCUCGGACCAUUUCAUCAUUGCUUUACAGCCAUUAUUGGUCCUAACGGCAGCGGUAAGAGUAACGUUAUUGAUUCUAUGUUGUUUGUGUUUGGUUAUCGCGCCAAUAAAAUCCGCUGCAAGAAAAUCUCAACUUUACUCCAUAAUUCGGCCCGUUAUCCCAAUGUAAAUAUGUGUUCAGUGGCUGUACAUUUUCGCCAAAUACUGGACAAAGAAGAUGGCACCUGCGAAGAGAUACCUGAUAGUGAAAUUAUUGUGGAACGUACGGCAUAUCGUGACAAUUCGUCGUAUUACACCAUAAAUGGUAAAAGGAAACAAUUUAAGGAUGUGGCUAAAUUGCUGAAAAAACAUCAUGUUGACUUGGAUCACAAUCGGUUUCUGAUCUUACAGGGUGAGGUUGAAUCGAUUUCCAUGAUGAAACCCAAAGGUUUGGCCGAGGGUGAAUGUGGUAUGUUGGAAUAUCUAGAAGAUAUUGUGGGUACGACACGUUAUAAGGAGCCCUUAAUCAAGAUAAAUGAACGUGUUGAACUCUUGACCGAAGAACGUACAGAGAAACAUAAUCGCUGUAAGCUGGCCGAACGUGAAAUGAAAGACUUGGAACAACCCUAUAAUGAUGCCGUUGAAUAUCUACGUCAAGAAAAUGAAAAUACCCGUACAAAAAAUCUUCGUAUCCAAAAGUAUUUAAGUGAGAAGAAUAAGAAACUGGAAGAGUACACAAAACAUCACGAAGAGAUCAGCAAUGAACUGAAGGAACAUGACAAUCAAGUUGAUACAUUGCGCAAGGAGCGUGAGGAAAAGGAAGAUAUUAUUAAAAAGGAAAUGCAAAAUCAUGAUAAUCUGCGCAAGAAAAAGGAAGACAUUGAAAAGAAACUUGAAAAGGCCAAGGGAAAUUUCGCCGAAACCCAGGAAACCAUGACAGUGCUGAAUAAACGACGUCAUGCAAAUAAAAAUCAAGUGACCAAAAAUGAAAAAGAAUUAGAAGAUCUGCGUAAGGUACCGGAAAAAAAUGAAAAAGAAAUCGAAGAAUGCGAAAAGAAACUGGAACGUUUGGUUAAACAGAAGGCCGAACAAGAAGAAGAGCUACAACGCAACUACACUCUGUUGGAAGAACAAACCAAACCCUUGAUUGAGCAACGUGAAAAACUUGAAACCGAACUAAUGGAUUUAAAAUUAAAUGUUGAUGAAGCAAAGGCCGAUUUAGCCAUGUCUCAAUCUGAGUUGAAAAUCUUAAAAAGUGACGAAACUGCCGAGACCCGCAAAUAUGAGACCCUUAAAUCAUCCUAUGAAGAUUCGGAAAAAAGUCUUGCCGAAAAGAAAGAACAAGUGGUAGAGUUAAAUGCCCGUCUGCCUGAACUCAAAAAAGAUAUACAUGAAAAGACAUUGAAAUUGAAACAACUGCAACAAGAAGAACAACAACUGAGACAACAAGUUAUGACGAUCAAAGCUGAGAUAAAUGAAAAAGUUGUUAGUGUACAAGCCAUGCGUUCCAACAACAAAGUUUUGGACUUUUUAAUGCGCCAGAAAGCCGAAGGGAAAAUACCUGGUAUACUGGGACGUCUUGGAGAUUUGGGAGCAAUUGAUGCUAAAUACGAUGUAGCCAUCUCAACGGCCUGUGGUCGUUUAGAUAAUAUCCUCGUCGAUACGGUUAAUACGGCCCAAACCUGUAUUGAACACUUGAAACGUUAUGAUGUGGGCAGAGCCUCGUUUAUUGCUUUGGAAAAAGUGGAAUAUCUAGCAAAUCAAUCCGGUCCGAUUCAUACCCCCGAAAAUGUCUCACGCCUUUACGAUUUGGUACGUGUUGAAGAUGAACGAGUUCUGCCAGCUUUCUAUUUUGCACUACGUAAUACCCUGGUGUCCACAGACUUGGAGCAAGGUACACGUAUUGCCUAUGGCGCCAAACGUUUCCGCGUUGUCACCCUGAAUGGUGAUCUCAUUGAGACUUCAGGUACAAUGUCCGGUGGUGGUCGUACACAGAUUCGCGGUAAAAUGGGUACAAAAGUUCGAACCAAUACGCGACAAUCAUUAGAUAACUCUGGAGUGUCGCAGAAAGAUUUGGAAGCAAUGCAAAUAAAAUGUGAAGAAUUAUCAUCACAAAUCAACUACAAUCAAGAGGAACAAGGUCGGCUGGAACGUGAAGUUCAGCAAUUGAAUGUAACACAUCAACGCACUGAAGGUGAUUUACAAAAAAUAUCGAUUACCAUAAAAAGUUUGGAGGAUCAAUUGCCACGUAUCUUCAAACAACUGGAGGCUCAAAAGAAACGUAUGGAUCAAACGCUCACCGAUGCCUCCAAAGUUGAGGAUAUCCAAGAGGUAAUUAAACAGAAAACCGCUACCCUUAAAUCCGCCGAAGAAGAAGCCGGUAAGAUGGAGAAGAAAAUUGCCGAAAUUAAAAAGAAAAUCGACAGCAUCCAUGGUGAUACCAUUAAGGCCGUUCAAACUAAAAUCAACAGCAUAGAUAAUCAAAUCAAAAAGCUAAAGGGAAAUGUAUCGAAAUUGAAGGUUGAAGUUACAAAUGUUGAGCGUAAUGUGAAGAAAAUGGAAUCUCAAAUUGAACGUUUAAAUGGGGAAAUUGAAAAGUCUCAAGAUGAGCUGAAACAAUUGUCCGAAAAGCGCACAGCAUUUGACGAAGAAAUUUGUGCACUGCAAAAAGAACUUGAGGAGGCUAAGGAGGCUAUCGAUAAAGCGAAAUCGGAGUCAUCGGGUGUACACAAGGAAAUUUUGGCCAUACAAAAAACCGAAAGUGACCUCAAACUGAAACGUGUGGAAAUUGAACAGAAACUACAAACAGUGGCAGCCAAAAUGUCUGAAGUUAAAUCUCAAAUUCCACAUUGGCGGGAUCAAUUGAAGCCCUUACGUUUACACGAAAUACCAGGGGACACUGAACCGCCUGCUCCGUUGAAAAAAUACACCGAAGAAGAGUUGGCCACUCACACAUUACAAGACAUCCAAUACAAGGAGAGUGUUCAAGAGGAAUUGCUAAAAAAGAAACCCAAUCUGUCUUGCAUUCAAGAAUACAUAGAAAAACGUGAUGUGUAUUUGGAGCGAGUAAAAAUCCUAGAAGACAUUACCUGCAAACGUAAUGAAAUGCGUCAGCUGUACGAUGAUGUGCGUAAGAAACGUUACAACGAAUUUAUGUCCGGUUUUCAUAUCAUUACACGCAAGCUAAAGGAAAUGUACCAAAUGAUUACACAGGGUGGUGAUGCCGAACUCGAAUUGGUGGACUCCAUGGAUCCAUUUACCGAAGGUGUUUCAUUCAGUGUACGGCCACCGAAAAAGACCUGGAAAAACAUAUCGAAUUUGUCGGGUGGUGAAAAGACUCUUUCCUCUUUGGCAUUGGUAUUUGCUUUGCAUUAUUACAAACCAUCGCCGCUGUAUUUUAUGGAUGAAAUCGAUGCUGCCUUAGAUUUUAAAAACAUAUCCAUUGUGGCCCAUUACAUUAAGGAGCGUACCAAAAAUGCUCAAUUCAUCAUCAUUUCACUGAGAUCGAAUAUGUUUGAGUUAUCCGAUUAUUUAGUUGGUAUUUAUAAGGUCAAGGAUUGUACCGAUUCGGUGUGUAUACAAAAUGAGCCGCCAAAAAUGCCCGAAAUACAACAGACACAAAUGACACAGCAAACACAAUUCCAACCGGCUCAUUUAAUGCAAUCAAUUGUGACCAGUGCAGAUAACACACUGGUGGGCAGCAGCACGCAGCCGCAACCGGCCAAUGCUUUAAAUCAAACAAAUCCGCCACCUACGCCCAUGGAUAGCAAAGAACCGCCAUCAGUAUUAGCUGGGAAAUCUGUAAGUCUGGAUGAUUCCAUUGAUGAGCCGCCACCACCUGCCACAUCAUCAGCAACGACGGCUGUUGACAAUGAUGAAAACUUUCGACCACGUUCCACAUUUGCGGCAAGUCAAAAUAUGACUUUUCUACCCCAAAUAGAAAGUACGGCCCUCUCCGCCACUCAACUGGAUAUAACACAAAGUCAAACGAUUGGCACUCCCAAUAGGAGUUCCCAGUUCAAGCAGCCCGCCCCCGUUACUCACGAACAAACGCCGCCUACCUCUAAUUGAUACCUAAUGUUUUCUUGUCCCGUGGAACGGGAUAAAUGUUCAUUGUUUCUUCUUUUUCAUCAUUUUCUGUUUCGUUUAUUUCACCAAUUGUACGAUUGCCAUGCAUCCAUAUGUAUUUGCAUUUUUUUAACUAGCCUAUAAAAUAAAAAUAUACUAACAAUAAAAUAA